Molecule: messenger RNA, 1439 nt
Organism: Salvelinus sp. IW2-2015
Lineage: Eukaryota; Metazoa; Chordata; Actinopteri; Salmoniformes; Salmonidae
Gene: cldn10d
Product: claudin 10d
Biological process (GO): cell adhesion; bicellular tight junction assembly
Cellular component (GO): plasma membrane; bicellular tight junction
Molecular function (GO): structural molecule activity
Source: RefSeq, a predicted model, not a curated record
UGCUGGUUUGACUGGGUGACAUAACAAUGCAAGUGCCUGACUGCACCUUGACUUCCACAGACCGAAGAUCCCUGAGCAACUCUGGAACUUCACUCCAGCUUUGUUCACUACACCCAUCUCUCUGGUAAAUCCUCUUCGUAAAAGUAGCUUCUUUUCCCCGGAACCACUGCAAAGCUCAAGGAGAGCAUCCUCCUUAUCACCAUCAUCAUGAAGCACAGGACGGUGAUGAUGUACAUGGAGAUAGGCUGCUUUGUGUCGUGUCUGGCUGGCUGGAUUCUGGUGAGCUCCACCCUGGCUAUAGAGUACUGGACCUGGUCUGAAGUGGGCAGCGUGGUGCUCACCACCGGCAACUACUUCUCUAACCUCUGGAAGGACUGUGUCUCAGACUCCACGGGCGUGUCCGACUGCAAAGAGUACCCCUCCAUGCUGGGACUACCAGCGUUCCUUCACUCAGUAAGGGCUCUGUCCAUCUGUUCUGUCAUCCUCGGGUUCUUCGCUGGAGUCCUCACACUGAUAGGGAUGAAGUGCACCAAGAUUGGAGGGUCAGAGCUCGCCAACGCACGGGUCACCUUCGCCGGGGGAAUCACCUAUCUGGCGUCUGGAUUUGCUGGCCUGAUCGUGUACUCCUGGUGGGGUAACAAAGUAAGAUCAGAGUUUGUGGAUCCCAAUUUCAAGGCACAGAAAUUUGAAAUCGGAGCAGCGGUUUUUAUUGGCUGGGGAGGCUCGAUCUUGCUCAUCACCGGUGGUUUCGUACUCAGCUUCUUCUCUGGAAAGGAGGGCCUACGCUCAACAUCAAAGAAAAGGCCCCGCAGACCUAACUCCUAUGCCACAGCUCGGACCAGACGCACAUACAUGAUGCCAAACUCUUCCAGUGUGACUCCAAUGCCACAAUUGGUCCAAGGGAGCAGAGGUGGCAGAAAGAUCAGGACAACAAGGACCACUGGGACGUUUAGCAGGGACGAUUUUGUUUGAGCUGCAGUAGCUCCUGUACCGCAGGAAAUACACUGCUUCAUAUCAUUGGUCGUUAGUUACCAUGAAAACAUUGUGAGAACUGAAUCAAUUUGAUUUGGUAACUGUCUCGCCACCUACACCUUGUAGAUAGAUACCUUAUGUAUGAAUGUUUUACUAACAUAUAACUGUGUUCCUUUUGUGAACUGAAUUGACAUCAAGGAAAGGGAUGAAUGUUUUCAUUUGAUAAAAAAAUAAAUAAUGUUUAUUGCUAGCAUGUAUAAAUAUUUUAGAUACAAAAACACAUUUUCUUUUCUUUCAUAGGACACACAAAUGUCUUACAAAUGCCAUGUAAAUWGUUUUGACACAAAUCAUACAAGUACCUCACAUGGAGUGCAAUAUCACAUUUCAUAAAACCUCUAAGUUGACAAUUCACUAUARCUAAUUUAUAAUCUGUAUAUGAAAUAAAAACACUGAAAAUCGCCACAAGG